AUGAUUGUAGACACGCCUACUGUGAUAACAGAGAAAGUGUAUGCAAUAAACUUAACUUUGACAAAAAUAAUGGCUGGUGUUGCUGCAAUGAAGGCAUGUUUAAAUUUUUGUAAUGGUUUUUGUUCGGAUACAUGGUCAUACGGGCGUAUCAGCGCUCGAUAUAUAUGUCGUAUCGAAUUUACACCGGUCGACGGAGUUACAACUUCGUCGUUUAAAUGUGACGAAGUUAUAACUUCGACAGAGAAAUUUGUCGAAGCUAUUUUUAAUUCACUUAUCAAUAAAUAA
Rotaria socialis is the source of this 285-nucleotide messenger RNA. The record is from the annotation of a GenBank genome assembly. Lineage: Eukaryota; Metazoa; Rotifera; Eurotatoria; Philodinida; Philodinidae.